AUGAAGUCUGCCGCUGCCGUCGCCCUUGUGGCUGCUGUCGCCGUCUCGGCGAACCCCACCCCUACCACUCCCGAGAAGCCCAUCAAGGCUCGCUCCCUCCCUACCGUCACUGCCUCUGGCAAUGCUUUCUGGGCCGGCAGCGACCGUUUCUACAUCCGUGGUAUUGACUACCAGCCCGGUGGUUCUUCUAAGAACAUCGACCCCUUGGCCGAUACCUCCAUCUGCGGCCGUGACAUUCCCGAGUUCAAGAAGCUUGGCGUCAACACCAUCCGUGUCUACUCCGUCGACAACUCCAAGAACCACGAUGAGUGCAUGUCCCAGCUCGCCGACGCUGGCAUCUACCUCGUUGCCGACGUCAACAACCCCCUGUACUCCAUCAACAGAGCCGACCCCCACAAGUCUUACAACGCCGUCUACCUCCAGUCCGUCUUCGCCACUGUCGAGGAGUUCGCCAAGUACGACAACACCCUCGCCUUCUUCUCUGGUAACGAGGUUAUCAACGAUGCCGGCAACACCACCCUGACUGCCCCCUACGUCAAGGCCGUCACUCGUGACAUGAAGAACUACAUGGCCUCCCGCGGCCUCCGCCACGUCCCCGUCGGUUACUCUGCUGCCGAUAUCGCUGACAACCGCAUGGAGACUGCCGAGUACUUCAACUGCGGUAGCGAUGACGCCCGCUCUGACUUCUUCGCUUUCAACGACUACUCUUGGUGCAACACCAACUUCAAGGAGUCCGGCUGGGAUGUCAAGGUCAAGAACUUCACCGACUAUGGUCUCCCCAUUUUCCUUUCCGAGUACGGCUGCAUCACCAACGGCCGUGACUUCGGUGAGAUCGAGGCUCUCAUGAGCGACGAGAUGACCGGCGUCUACUCCGGAGGUCUCAUGUACGAGUACUCCAUGGAGGAGAACAACUACGGUAUUGUCGAGAUCGACGGCACCUCCGUCUCUGAGCUGUCCGAGUUCGCCAAGAUGUCCACUGCCAUGUCCAAGUACCCUGCUCCCACCGGUGCCGGCGGUGCUGUUUCCACCACCCACUCCGUUGCCUGCCCAACUGAGAACGCUGUCUGGUCCGUUGACCCCAGCAAGAUCCCUACCAUGCCUACUGGUGCUAGCAAGUACAUGACCGCUGGUGCUGGUGACGGCCCUGGUCUGACCGGCGAUGGCUCCCAGCAGGCCGGUGACUCUGCCUCCGAUGGCGAGACUACCGGAGGAACUGCUUCCCCCACUGCCUCUGGUGCUGCCGCUACUGGUUCUUCCAACGCCGCCCCCGGCCUCACCUUCGGUGGCCACGUCGAGAAGGCCCCUCUCGUUAUCAGCGGCCUGACCAUCAUGUUCACCCUGUUCGGUGCCAUGGUACUGUAA
Molecule: messenger RNA, 1362 nt
Organism: Colletotrichum chrysophilum
Lineage: Eukaryota; Fungi; Ascomycota; Sordariomycetes; Glomerellales; Glomerellaceae
Gene: GEL1
Product: beta-glucanosyltransferase
Exons: 4
Coding region: 1-1362 (453 amino acids)
Biological process (GO): fungal-type cell wall (1->3)-beta-D-glucan biosynthetic process
Cellular component (GO): fungal-type cell wall; cytoplasm
Molecular function (GO): 1,3-beta-glucanosyltransferase activity
Source: RefSeq, a predicted model, not a curated record